AUGCUCGAACAUCAUCAGCGUAAUGAUUGUAAAAAGCGUUCUGUUGAAUGUUCAUUUUGCGGUGCUCAAGUGACGACUUCAGAUAUUCGUGGUCAUCUGCUGUCGUGUGGAAACAAAACUGAAUUAUGUAAUCGAUGUAACAGAUAUAUUCUUCGAGCUAUAUUCACGUAUCAUUGCGAGAAUAACUGUCAUAAUCCAGACGAAGAAAAUGAAGAACCAUCUCCUCCACCACCAGUUCCUGCAAGAGCUACUACUGCAACAACCCAUCGACAGAACGAGAUUGAUAGUCCCAUCGAUAAUCGAAAAUUCGAGCGAAUAGCACGUCCAACUAUUUUUGACAGUGAUAAGGAGAAUGAAUCACAAAUGUCACAAUCAUUGAAAAAUCGUAUAAAUGAGUCGAUUCAAGAGCGAACAUUUGAUCGAACAUUACGUUCAGAUAUUUUUAACGAUAAUGGUAGACCACAAAGUUCUCAUUCAUCAAGACAUCAUCACGAUCGUGGAGGACGUUCAUCAGAGUAUGAUACAAGAGCUAUGGAAUAUCCAAUGAAUAAUACAAAUUUUCAAAUAGAUUCAAGUGGAAAAAUUCUUGGCAUAUCAUCAAAUAAGCAACAACAACGAAAUGACACUAGACCAAACGAUGGUAGAAAUGACCAAGAACAAACAAUCACAUGUGAAUUUUGUAAUCAACUUUGCGCAUUCGCUGAUUAUGAACACCACAAAGUGGGUUAAUCAUCGAAAAUUUUGGCUGCUAAAUUUACAAAAAGAGUCAUAUGUUUAGAAAUAUUGUUUACAAAACCGAAAAAUAAAGAUGAAUGAUCGAAAACGAACAUACACAGAUCAAGAUAGGAACAAUGGUAAGUAACAUAUCGCUUUAUAAGCC
This is a messenger RNA of Didymodactylos carnosus, 880 nucleotides long. NCBI's taxonomy places the organism in Eukaryota, Metazoa, Rotifera, Eurotatoria, Philodinida, Philodinidae. The record is from the annotation of a GenBank genome assembly.